UUUGAUUGUGAGUGAAUAGGAAUUAAAAAAGAAGAAGAAACACAAACAUGAAUUUGGAACUACUCGAAUCCUUUGGCCAAAACUAUCCCGAGGAGUUUGAUGGCUCUCUGGAUUGCAUAUCGCUGGCAGUUACAUGCGCUUUCAACAAAUACGGCACCUUGCUUGCUGUCGGCUGCAACGAUGGACGAAUUGUUAUUUGGGACUUUCUGACUCGCGGCAUUGCCAAAAUAAUAUCUGCACAUGUUCAUCCCGUGUGUAGUCUUAGCUGGACGAGAAAUGGUCAUAAGCUGCUGUCCGCGUCAACAGACAACAAUGUUUGCAUUUGGGACGUUCUCACUGGAGAAUUGGAGCACAAAUAUCGAUUUCCGUCGCCAGUGCUGAAAGUUCAGUUUGAUCCACGCAACGAUAGCCGUUUGCUUGUCUGUCCCAUGCGCUAUGCUGCUGUGCUGGUCAAAAUUGCCGGAUCACAUCGUUGUCUUCCCCUGGACUCGGAUGGAGAUUUAAAUAUAGUUGCCUCAUUCGACCGACGUGGUAAACACAUAUACACAGGCAAUGCCAAGGGAAAGAUCCUUGUGCUGGACGUGGAAACCUUUGAAGUCGUGGCCAGUUUUCGCAUUAUCGUGGGCACCUCAAGUGCGACGGCGGUCAAGAGCAUUGAGUUUGCCCGUCGAGGCGAUGCAUUCCUCAUUAAUACAUCCGAUCGAGUAAUACGCGUGUAUGACUCCAAAGAGAUUAUUGCAUUGGGCAAGGAUGGCGAACCAGAACCCAUACAAAAGCUACAGGAUCUAGUCAACAAAACCACAUGGAAGAAGUGCUGCUUCUCGGGAGAUGGGGAAUACAUUUGUGCUGGCAGCGCACGUCAACAUGCUCUGUAUAUUUGGGAGAAGUCAAUUGGUAAUCUCGUCAAGAUUCUGCAUGGUACAAAGGGUGAACUGCUGUUGGAUGUUGUCUGGCAUCCGGUGCGUCCAAUUAUAGCUAGUAUUAGUUCCGGUUUGGUUUCGAUUUGGGCACAAAAUCAGGUGGAAAACUGGUCCGCGUUUGCACCCGACUUCAAAGAGCUGGACGAGAAUGUGGAGUACGAGGAGCGUGAAUCUGAGUUCGAUAUUGCGGAUGAGGACAAGUCAGUAGAUUUAAAUGCCGAUGCUCAGCAGGAUGAGGAGAUCGAGGUGGAUGUACAAAAAGUGGAACCAGUGGCAGCGUUUUGUUCCUCCGACGAGGAAGGCGAGGACGAGAAUGCUUUACAGUUUCUGCCCAUGGCACCCGAGGUGGAAGACCCCGAGGAUGGCUGGACAGCGCAAGAUAAUUUGGAGUCCAGUUCAAACAUAAUGGGCAACGAUUCACGAGACUAUGAAGACGACAUUAUGGCGUCUAAACGAAGACGCAUGCAACAUUAUGAUGUCAGUCUUCCCGAUGCACCCACCGAUGAAACGCACCCGCUAAUAUCCAGCAAAGCCAGCAAGGACAAACAGCAACCAAUUGGUGGCAAAAAGGCAACGGGCCGAGCGAAGAAAUGAGCUGGCGCCUCUUUUAAGAUUUUAUUUAAGUUAUGACAUUAAUAAACAGACAGAGCUUAA
Molecule: messenger RNA, 1574 nt
Organism: Drosophila innubila
Lineage: Eukaryota; Metazoa; Arthropoda; Insecta; Diptera; Drosophilidae
Gene: Rbbp5
Product: retinoblastoma-binding protein 5 homolog
Exons: 7
Coding region: 48-1514 (488 amino acids)
Cellular component (GO): Set1C/COMPASS complex
Molecular function (GO): protein binding
Source: RefSeq, a predicted model, not a curated record